AUCUUCAGUGUGGGCAUCUGGCUGUGACAGCUUGCGGCUUCACAGCCAGGUGCCCACUGCGCAUGCGUGAGUAGCACUGCGCUUCCUGAAUGGCCCUGUUGUCUUCUGGAACCUGUCACGUGUCCCAGAAGACUACGGGGAGGGAGGGUAGGAGGACAACCUCCGCUUCCGAUCGCCUAGGCGAUCACAGCGGAAAUGGGAGUGGGUACCAGUCAAUUUUGGAUACCCGCUCCCCAAAGGUGCCAAUCCUUAAUGGGGAGCAGGGGACCAGUCUUUAAAGCGGAACUUCCCCCUUUUGGGACCUGUCACAUGUCCCAGAAGACUACAGGGAGGGAGGGGGGGACAACUUCCGCUUUUGAUUGACUAGGCGAUCACAGCAGAAGUGGGAGCGGGUA
Staurois parvus is the source of this 395-nucleotide messenger RNA. The record is from the annotation of a GenBank genome assembly. Lineage: Eukaryota; Metazoa; Chordata; Amphibia; Anura; Ranidae.